This is a messenger RNA of Talaromyces atroroseus, 4455 nucleotides long. RefSeq lists its product as hypothetical. The record is from RefSeq and is a predicted model, not a curated record. Lineage: Eukaryota; Fungi; Ascomycota; Eurotiomycetes; Eurotiales; Trichocomaceae. Gene Ontology annotation, biological process: transmembrane transport. Gene Ontology annotation, cellular component: membrane. The coding region runs from base 1 to 4455 and encodes 1484 amino acids. Gene Ontology annotation, molecular function: ABC-type transporter activity; ATP hydrolysis activity; ATP binding. The transcript has 14 exons.
AUGGCGACAUUUCCCGAUGCGGAAGUACCUGACCACUCGACGUCGGCCCGUUCAAGCCCAAGCGACAAUGGCGAAGAAGCCACAUAUUCGCCCAUUCGCAUUCAAAGCGGCUCGUCUCAUGGGCAAAAAGGAAAAGGGCAAAGAGAAGAGAAUAUUUCAUGCCCGCAAUCCGCCGAAGAUGACGGCAACAAUGACUUGUGUCAAAUGCUAUCGCGAAAACUCACCAGCAACUCGAACGUUGGCGGGGGAGAGGAAAGUGAAGAAUGGGCAGAAAUCGAGCGUCUAAUGUCGCGCAUGUUUGGCCGUGAAAGGAAGGAGCAGUCGGCAGAAGAGCAAUCAAGACAUUCCGGCGUUGUCUGGAAGAAUUUGAAUGUGAAAGGUGCUGGGUUGGGCGCUGCUUUGCAACCUACAGUUGGCGAUAUCUUUCUUGCGCUGCCUAGGCUGGUCAAGGGCUUCCUUAGCCGCGGUAGAAAGGGAGCUGGGAAGAAUGUUCCUGUAAAGACGAUUUUGCAUGAUUUUACUGUAAUUGGUAAUCAGAGAGCUGGUUAUGAAGCAAUUGAGGGAGACGUCUCAUAUGGAGGAGCAGACCCAACCACCAUGGCCAAGAAUUACCGUUCAGAGGUAUCAUAUAACCCCGAGGAGGAUUUGCAUUACGCAACCCUCACCGUAAAGCAAACACUGUCCUUUGCCCUCCAGACUCGAACUCCUGGCAAAGAAUCCCGUAAUCCAGGCGAAUCGCGAACGGAUUACCAAAAGACCUUUCUCAAUGCCAUCACAAAGCUCUUCUGGAUAGAGCACACUAUGGAUACGAAAGUGGGCAAUGAACUCAUCCACGGUAUCUCCGGCGGAGAAAAGAAACGAGUAUCCAUUGCCGAAGCUAUGAUCACAAAGGCAUCUACCCAAUGCUGGGAUAACUCUACCAAGGGACUUGACGCUAGUACCGCACUGGAGUAUGUCCAGAGUCUACGCAGUCUUACGAACAUGGCCCAAGUCUCGACUUUGGUUGCUCUAUAUCAAGCGGCCGAAAGCUUGUAUCGUCUCUUCAACAAAGUCGUGCUGAUUGAGGAAGGCCGAUGUGCGUAUUAUGGUCCAAUAGACAUGGCGAGAGAAUAUUUUGAGAACAUGGGGUUUGAGUGUCCUCCGCGAUGGACGACGCCGGAUUUUCUAACCUCUGUUAGCGAUCCACAUGCUCGCCGUGUCAAAGCUGGGUGGGAAGAUCGGAUUCCGCGUACGGCAGAGGAGUUUGAGAGUAUCUAUCUCAAGAGUGACCUACAUCAGGCUGCGCUUAAAGAUAUUGAUGACUUUGAGCAGGAGCUAGCAAAACAAGAAAAGGAACGCGAAGCUAUUCGUGACAAGAUCAAGCGAAGAAACUUCACUCUUCCAUUCCAUAAACAAGUACUAGCCCUUACCAAGCGGCAAUUCCUUGUCAUGAUAGGUGAUAAGCAGUCGUUGUACGGGAAAUGGUGUAUGAUUGUAUUUCAGGCCUUAAUUGUGGGAAGUCUGUUUUACAAUCUUCAGCCAAAUAGCGCUGGCGUAUUUCCUCGUGGAGGCGUCAUGUUCUAUAUCCUCCUUUUCAACGCCCUCCUCGCUUUGGCUGAACUCACUGCAACAUUCUCCAGUCGGCCAAUUCUGCUAAAACAUAAAGCUUUCUCAUUCUACCGACCGUCGGCAUAUGCUCUAGCUCAAGUGGUUGUCGACAUGCCACUGAUUGCAGUCCAGGUUACCGUCUUUGACCUUAUUGUAUACUUUAUGUCUAAUCUCUCACGGACACCGUCUCAGUUUUUCAUAAACCUUUUGAUCCUGUUUGUUCUAACAUUGACUAUCUACUCUUUCUUCCGAAGUAUAGGCGCUCUUUGCUCCUCUCUGGACGUUGCUACUCGAAUCACCGGUGUUGCUUUGCAGGCUUUAAUUGUGUAUACUGGAUAUUUGAUUCCACCCUGGAAGAUGCACCCGUGGCUCAAAUGGCUUAUAUGGAUUAACCCCGUACAGUAUGCCUUUGAAGCCUUGAUGAGUAACGAAUUCUACAACCUCAAUAUCCAAUGUAUCUCGCCUUCCCUAGUUCCUGGAGGGCCGGAUGCCACUCCACAGCAUCAAAGCUGCUCUAUUCAAGGAAGCCAGCCCGACCAAACAGUUGUAAGGGGCAGCGACUAUAUUGAAGCAGCUUACACAUAUUCCAGAAGCCAUUUAUGGAGAAACUUCGGAAUCAUCAUUGCCUGGCUCAUAUUCUUUGUCGUCUUGACAAUGAUCGGAAUGGAGUUGCAGAAGCCAAAUAAAGGCGGGAGCUCUGUGACUAUAUUCAAACGAGGUCAAGUACCCAAGAGUAUUGAUGAUGCUAUCAAAAACAAGACAACAGCCGGAGAUGAGGAAGCUACAGACAGAAUCCAGGAUGGUAGCGUCAACAAUGAUACUAACGAUGGAUCUGCUGAUGAUGAGAAAAGCGUUGAAGGUAUUGCAAAAAACACUGCAAUAUUCACCUGGCAGCAUGUAAACUACGAUAUCCAAACGAAAGGUGGGCGAAAACGGCUUCUGAGUGAUGUUCAGGGUUAUGUUAAGCCUGGCCGUCUGACUGCCAUGAUGGGCGCAUCUGGCGCUGGUAAAACUACUCUCCUCAACGUAUUAGCGCAAAGGGUGAACGUCGGAAUUGUACAGGGAGAUUUCUUUAUUAACGGCCGAUCAUUACCCAAAAGCUUCCAGCGAGCAACAGGAUUUGCAGAGCAAAUGGACGUUCACGAGUCCACUGCAACAGUCCGCGAAUCUUUAAGAUUCUCCGCAAAACUACGCCAGCCACGUGAAGUCCCCCUACAAGAGAAAUACGACUACUGCGAGAAAAUAAUCGACUUACUAGAAAUGCGACCCAUCGCGGGCGCAACUGUCGGCGCUGGGGGGUCAGGUCUAAACCAGGAACAACGCAAACGUCUCACCAUCGGAGUUGAGCUCGCAAGUAAACCGGAAUUACUUCUUUUCCUCGACGAGCCAACAUCUGGCCUGGACUCCCUUGCAGCGUACAAUAUUGUGCGGUUUCUUCGCCGUCUUGCUGAUGCGGGCCAGGCUGUGUUGUGUACGAUACAUCAGCCAUCGGCAGUGCUCUUUGAGCAGUUUGAUGAUCUCUUGUUGCUAAAGAGUGGAGGCUGUGUGGUUUACGAUGGUGAAUUGGGUUCGGAUUCUCGUGCUCUGAUUGAUUAUUUGGAGCGCAACGGUGGGAAACCAUGUCCCAAGGAUGCAAAUCCUGCAGAGUACAUGCUAGAGGUCAUUGGAGCCGGAGAUCCAAAUUAUAAAGGUAAGGACUGGGGUGACGUCUGGGCAAACUCCGAGGAAUGUAAAGCUCGCACAAGAGAGAUUGAAGAAAUCGUUCGCUCCAGACGUGAUGAGACAGCCGGUCAAGAAGCCACAGAUGAUAGGGAAUAUGCUAUGCCCGUUUGGACGCAGAUAUCAGCAACUACCAAGCGUUCCUUUGUUGCAUAUUGGAGGUCGCCUGAAUAUAUCAUUGGGAAAUUCAUGCUGCAUAUAUUUACUGGCCUCUUCAACACAUUCACAUUCUGGAAGGUCGGGCAAAGUUACAUUGACAUGCAGUCGAGACUUUUCUCUGUCUUCAUGACCUUAACCAUCUCGCCCCCGCUCAUUCAACAGCUACAACCCCGAUAUCUGCAUUUUCGGAAUCUGUACGAAUCCCGCGAGGCCAAAGCAAAAAUCUACUCCUGGCCAGCCUUUGUGGUGAGCGCAAUCCUGCCAGAGAUACCUUAUUCACUAGUGGCAGGAUCCAUCUACUUCAACUGCUGGUACUGGGGUAUUGGAUACCCUCGCGAUUCCUUCACGAGCGGGUUUACCUACAUUAUGAUUCUCCUGUUUGAACUGUACUAUGUCUCGUUCGGCCAAUUUAUCGCAGCUUUGUCUCCAAACGAAUUGUUUGCCUCGCUCAUCGUGCCGGCUUUCUUCACCUUCGUUGUCUCCUUCUGCGGUGUGGUGGUUCCUUACUUCGGCCUUCCAAGCUUUUGGAGGGCGUGGAUGUACUGGCUUACCCCAUUUCACUAUUUGCUGGAGGCACUUCUGGGUGUUCUAGUGCAUGGACAACCAGUUCGAUGCGUAGCACGCGAGGAAGCGAGGUUUACGCCGCCCUCUGGAAUGACUUGUCAGAGUUAUGCCGGCGCUUAUACAGCACAAGCAGGAGGUUAUGUGGAAGACGUGGGUAACGGGAUGUGUGCAUUUUGCGCAUAUUCCACUGGUGAUCAGUUUGCCGCCAGUUUCAACGUGUUUUACUCGAAUAAAUGGCGUGAUUUUGGCAUUUUCUGGGGCUAUAUUGUAUUCAAUUUUUCCGUCAUAUUCUUCCUAUCAUGGCUAUACCUUCACGGCGUUCAGGAAAUUAAGAAAGCUCUCAGUGUGCGGAAAGCAAAGGCCAAAGGCAAUCAGUUGCAUGAGAAGACUCGACCAGAAUCGUCGUCUUCGUCAAAUCUGCCAUGA